Messenger RNA from Pochonia chlamydosporia 170, 2715 nucleotides. Its product is annotated as fungal specific transcription factor domain-containing protein. The coding region runs from base 1 to 2715 and encodes 904 amino acids. NCBI's taxonomy places the organism in Eukaryota, Fungi, Ascomycota, Sordariomycetes, Hypocreales, Clavicipitaceae. Gene Ontology annotation, molecular function: sequence-specific DNA binding; zinc ion binding; DNA-binding transcription factor activity, RNA polymerase II-specific. The record is from RefSeq and is a predicted model, not a curated record. Gene Ontology annotation, biological process: DNA-templated transcription; positive regulation of transcription by RNA polymerase II. The transcript is spliced from 5 exons.
AUGGCCAUCUCACGUAGCGCAGGUGCUUCAGGCCAUGAGCGCAAGCGAAAACGCCAACGACGAGACUCCCCUGACGACUACUUGUCAGACAACAGCAACAAAGACGGCAGCGAUACGUCUCAGCAUGCAGCCGACAGUUCCUCGGCCGGUCAAAGCACCAAUUUCCGCAACGUGAGCGCCUGCAGUAGGUGCCGCUCACGCAAGAAUCGAUGCGAUCAGAGACUUCCGAGCUGUUCGAGCUGCGCCAAGGUUGGGGCAUCUUGUGUCGGAUACGAUGUAAUCACAAAAAGAGAAAUACCCAGGAGCUAUGUCUACUAUUUAGAGUGUCGAGUAGAAGAGCUGGAGAGAUUACUCGUCUCCAACGGCAUCUCUUUCCCGCCCGCAAGUAAUUUGGACUUGUGUUCUCGCAAGAACAACAAAGGCGACAGAGCAAAACCAACGUCAUCGGACAGAAAUGGUACCCCCGACUAUGAAGAACACCCACAUCAGGACCAUGGUAAAACUCUUGAUUUGGCAGACUGCAGCGACAACCCUUCCAGCACCAGCGCUUCCGACUCCUCAAACUCGGCAUCGCUGAGCACUCACACGGCUGCUGCCUUUAUGACUUUGACAUUCCAUACCAUCCAGACGUCUAUUUCAGACAAGAAACAUACCCUCAAAGAUUCCACGAAACGUCACCGCCCCUCCGAGACGGUGCAUUCCGCGCCCUUGACAUUACCCGAUAAAUCCCUUGGACUUCAGCUGGUCAGAGCAUAUUUCAAUCGAGCUAAUCCCCAGAUUCCCAUCCUUCAGAGCGGCUGUUUCAUGAACAUCUUUGAAAGGGCAUACUCAGGGGAAGGAAACGCGUUACGGCCUCGUGAAAAGUAUAUGCUAAACAUGGUAUUUGCCAUUGGCUCCAGCCACGGCUUCGUGGGUGAGCAAGCCAAGGACAUGGCCAUGGAAUCAUCAAGUCUCGUAACCAAAAGAUCCAAGAACAACGCAUCUCCCGAGGAGUACUAUUCAAGGGCCAUCGUUCACUUUGAUACCUGCUUGAAGUCAGACAUUAGCAGCCUGGAGGUAUUGCAGGCAAUUCUGCUCAUGGCUAGCUAUUCCCUUCUUCGACCUGUCAUGCCUGGCGUCUGGUAUAUUGUUGGAAUGGCUAUGCGCGUGGCCGUCGACCUCGGCCUUCAUUGUGAGGCCAGCAAUCCACCAACCCAUACACACAAUGGGACAGAACCUUCGAAACCGGAGAGUGCAGAGGAUGACCAAGUUCAGUCUGAGCAAACCGUAUACACGCGCAUUCGAGAAUUACGAAGACGGCUCUGGUGGUGCACAUACAGCUUAGAUCGCCUGGUGAGCAUAAGUGUCGGACGGCCAUUCAGCAUCAGCGACCAAGACAUCUCGACGCCGCUGCCCUCUCUUCAGGAGGACGAUGUUGAAACGGAAGCCAUAUAUUCGAGCCCUGGCGGCUCUCAAGACCAACAAAAGAGCUACAGGUACAUUACGCAUCAUUUCAUCAAGUUGCGGCUUCUUCAGUCGGACAUUUACGCAACAACACGAAACUACGAAGAGGCAACCUUGAAUGCGGCACCACAGUCAAGCGGGAAACUGACUGACUUCAAACUGACACACACCGUAGCAUCAACCCCCAGUCUAGAGUCGGAGCGCCUAUGGCUAGAAAACAUGGAGAAGCAACUCCGUGAAUGGAAAGCAACCGCACCGACUACCGAUGUCACGGGCGUGGCUUUCCCCAAAGCAAUAUUUGAGUUCUACUACUGGCAAACCAUCAUGCUGUUGUACCAACGCAAUGCGAAAAUCCCUACCCUAAUACAGGAGGUAAAGACGAUUCUACACGACCUGCAACUGUCGAAAACACCUGUCCCCAAUAAAGAUAAAGCCACGCAUCGGAGAUACCUAAAAAUAGCUGAAGCAGGACAGAAGGUCUUGCGAAUGUAUCGACAGCGACAUCUCAUCGGCUGCAUAAAGUACACUUAUAGUUCAGCUUUGUACCUCUUUUCGGUAGCUAUUUCAUAUUUACACGCGGUCGCGCAGUCGUCCGCCGUCCGAAGUCGUCUUAGCCCGGAUGACAUGGACUUUACCAUCUUGGCAGCCAAGUCCAUCUUUUCAGACAUGUUGGAUACUUGCUCAGAUGCAAAUCUGUGGAUGGACGCAUUCGAACUCACCGCAAAGGCGACUACCAAGAUAACGCGACUUUACGGCGACUUUGGCCAACAGUCUCAGCAGACGGAUUGGGAUGAAGAUGAGGCCGUACCCGAUGCGCCAGAUUCGACUUCCUUAUUACCAAACGUGUCUACCGGAACCGAUACAGGAUUCCAAAGCGAUAUACAUCCAACGCCUCGUCCAGCAACUUCAUCGUACCCCAGCCCUGAAGAAAACACAGAAUGUUGGGAUUUCGCAAACGAGAGUAAAUCGUUUGACUUUACAGAUGACAAUGCGUCAGCAUUAGAUACAAUGCUGCCUCCCUUGUCGCCGCUCGGUUCGCUCGGUUCAUCGCAGGAGAACUCAGAGACUCUAAGCACGAGCGAUAAGACGUCGUCCAAGGAGUUUCUUGAUCUGGAAACCAUAUGGCAACUUGACAGCCUUGCUACCGAGGCUCCUCACCUCUUUCGAACCAUGAGCCAAGAGCAUUAUACAAAGGAGAAUGGCAUGUUGCCAGUUGCGUGGAUGUCUCCGUCGCAGUUGUGCAGCCCGCAAAGUCUGGCAAGACUGGGCUGA